UCACAUCACAAACUUCUCAACGAUUGCAUCCUACGAUUUGGCAUCGCGUUUAACUCCCCGAUAAACCGCCGCCUUCGUCUGUACGUGAUUCUUGCCGGAUUUCUCAUCUAAGUUGGUUGUGGGUGUUAAUGUCUCUCUGUCUUAACUCUCUAUCUACUGCCUGCGCUUGCCCCCCCCCCCAUAUUACGUCCCACAGGCAUAAUCACACGGUGUGCUGAGUGUUAAUUUCCCCUGUGAUGGCAACGGAGAAGGUACUGGGAUCCCUCUCCCCGUGGAAGGCAGCUGGGCCGUUGCUGAAUAAACACCCGCUUGGAAAAAUGCGCUUUAUUAAAGUUAUGUCAGGUUGUGUGGGUUUAACACAGUGCACACAAUGAUCUGACAGCACAUUAUGAGAAUUUAUCACGACUGGAUAGCUUGUACUUCUUCCUCCCCGGUGCCGUGGCACAUUAAGGGGCCGCGGACACACAGUGUCUUAAAAACAAAUUCUCCCGUGAAUAGAAUAUCAGCUGCCCGGGACGGCGAGAUUGGAGAAUUAUUCCAUUCAGCUUUUCAACAUAAUAUUCACAAUCUACAGGUGAACCAGCACGGGCUUCCAGGGUAAUUCUACCAGUCUUUAAACAACACAGCCAAUUUAAAAAGAAGAAAGCCCUGGGUAAAGUUGCAGAAUUAGCAUCGCCUCUUGCGUGUUUGUGUCGACACUCGAGUGAAUAUUUACCAUUUCCUGUAUCUAUUCGGAAUACGUGAGGGAGGUUGUCAGUCUGGGUUCGCAGCCAGUCAUCCGACAUUGUUUCCACCCCCCUGCCUCUACCCUCCGUUUUUUUAGACACGCAUUGUUUGAUUUAAAUAAAAGAUAGGAUACCCGGAGAUUGUUGAUCUUUUGUGCCUGUCCCCGACGACGGAGCAAAGGAUCACUGCCAUUGAUGAUAAACUGCGUGCCUUCACCGUCGCUGGCCGAGUUUGGAGUACAGCACGACCGGGGAUUAAUUGAUGUGAACGUUGCGGUAAUAGUCACUUGGGACUCAUCUGUGCUUUGUGUGUCAAUUGGAGUAAACACAGUCUGUGGAGAUGCGGAGGGUACACCCAAUUGUUUCUCUAUAUCCAGCCUUCACAUUGGCCUGGCUUGGGCGUUCAUGUGGGGAUGAGAGUGUUCGGUGGAUGUCUUGGAUUAUAAAGACCAACAGUUUGUUUAUAUUGUGACUACUGACACCUUCCCAACAUUGAGGAGACUACUCUAUAUUGCAUUGCUCGUACCGAUGGGGAUCAUGCUUUGGAAGAUGAAAUUGACAUGAGGGAUGUUGCUCUUUACUUCGUUUCUUGACAAGAAAUAAUCAGAGUGGAGAUUGUUGAAGCUACGUGUUCUUCAUCAAGUCAAAUCAAGUCAAUGUGGUUUUAUUAAUUGGCUUUGAAGGUGUUUUCUAUUGAAGUUUUACCCCGUUGGCUUGCCACUCAGGUCUGCCUUGGGUGUAGCUUAUUUUAAUGAAAGAUAGCUUUUUGGUUAGGAGAUGUAAAGUUUGUUCAGGUGGUGAAGGAAAACAAUAUUUUUUUUUUUUUGAAAUACUUGGAAAUGACCAAAUAUCAUCAUCUUUUGAUGUUGCAUCUUUUAGUUGACAUUUCAGAAUAUUUUGAUCAACUGUGAUUUUGAUGUUUCUACUGAAGGUUUUAACGAGGUGGAACUUUUCGUAAACAAUUUCUAACUUAACCCUGCGUGCACUAGGAAAAUAAUGACAGAGAAUUGUCUUUUCUUCUAUGAUGACUUUAAGAAGGUUCAAUAAACCUAAUUGGGAAUAAACAUAGAGCCAGUAUUCAGUUGGCACCGUGUGACUGGCUUCAAACUGUGUAACGAUCGAAAAAGGCCACGGAGUGAGGUCAGGACGCUGUGAGCUGCGCUGGUAUAAUACCAAAGGCCACUUCAAGGUGUGUCUGAGUCUAUCUUCUCAGCCGGCUGAGGGACGACACCAUGAUGUUAAUUGUUCAUUUCGUAGAUUACUGACGAGACUAGACACCUUGGCUGUUUCUUGAAGUAGUAGUAGAUAUUACCACAGAUUAGUUGCGAAUGGUUAACAUCGAUGACUGCAUGGAUGUGGCAAAUGUUCCAUUACCAGCUUAUUAGCUUACAGCGCUAAGGACUCUUCAUGUUGGAUUGGUCUUUGUCGUCAUCGACUGCUCCUAGAUAGAAGCCAAGGUGGUGAUGAUGAUGAUGACACCCGAACUACCAUCAUCAGACUGUGCCUUAUAUUCUCUACAGCUCUGUUGGGAUCUGUUUUUUUCUCUCUCUCUCUUCAACCGAUAAAUAAAACGUGCAUUAAAGCAGGCCCAUCAAAGUGAAACAGGAAGCUGUUUAUGUUAAGCAUUGGUGAACAUGGUAGGCAAGUAGCACACCGUACAGCAACCGACGUGCACCCAGUCAAGGACUCUGUAGCUACAAGCCAAGAAUUUAGCGGGUUAGCACACAGCUUGGGACUUUCCAACAACAAUUUUAAGCAGUAGAGAUCCCUUUUCCUGUCGGAGCAGUUGGUUGCAGACUUUAUGCACAGAGUGGUUACUUGUUGUGAACGGAGAGUAAUAUGUGAGUCACCAUCGUGCAUUAAGGUACACGUUGUAGUAAACGCAGCUCGAUGUGUGUGUAUACACACGCACACAUGUCCAGGGAUCCUUUUUUAAUAGCAACUCUGCGUCAAUCACAUUUUGGAACCCAACUUUGAGUCGACUCAGAGUGGGGAAUUGGUGGGUAUAGCGGACCCACUGGAACUCCCUUCAAGAAACUGUCGGAGGGGGACUUAUAAGAAGGAUGGCUGUUGUUGCAUCCAAGGCGCUAAGAACUGAGGAUAACUAUCUACUACGGUAUAGGUGUCGCAAGAGACCGGGAGGUUCUCGUGGCCCUCAUGAUGAGACAGCCCUCAGCAAAGGCAUCAUUUACCCGGCUGCGUACCUGGGUUCCACGCAGCUGGUCACCACCAAGCAGCCUACCAAGAAAGUACGCAUGCAGCAGGCACAGGAGGCCGUCAACAGAAUCAAGACACGUAUUCGGAGGAGAUGGAACAAGGCACCAGAGGGGGAGGAGCAGCCAAGCACUGAGGUGGACCUCGCCAUUUCCAGUGAGAAGAUUAAAGUGCUGAAUGCAGACACGCAGGAGACGAUGAUGGACCAUCCGUUGAAGACAAUAUCCUACAUUGCUGAUAUCGGAAACAUCGUGGUCAUCAUGGCCAGGAGGCGAGUGACUAGGACACUUGAUGAGGCCAUGGAGGACAGUGGGAUGCUGGUAGAUUCAGAGGGACGAAGGCAACCCAGGAAGAUCAUCUGCCAUGUCUUUGAGACGGAAGAUGCUCAGUUGAUAGCCCAGACGAUAGGCCAGGCCUUUGCUAUGGCCUACUUGGAGUUCCUGAAAGCCAAUGGGAUCGAGGACCCUCACGUUCACGAGCUCGACUACCACGACGUGCUGAAUUCCCAGGAGAUCUACGGGGACGAUCUCAUGUUGUUCUCCAACAAGGAGUGCGAGAAGGAGGUCCUAAUAGAGAAAGAGCGUGGUGAGAUCAUGGGCGUAGUCAUCGUGGAAUCUGGGUGGGGCUCCCUCAUCCCUACAGUAGUCAUAGCUAAUAUGUCACAGUUUGGGGCGGCGGCUCGGUCCGGUAAACUCAACAUUGGUGAUCAGGUCAUGUCCAUCAACGGCACCAGUCUAGUGGGUCUUCCUUUAGCACAGUGUCAGCAGAUGAUCAAGUCCUUGAAGAGCCAAAGCUUAGCGAAGUUCAACAUUGUCUCGUGUCCACCGGUAACCCAAGUACUCAUCAAGAGACCAGAUACAAAGUACCAGCUGGGAUUCAGUGUGCAGAAUGGCAUAAUCUGUAGUUUAAUGCGAGGUGGGAUCGCAGAACGAGGAGGCGUACGCGUUGGUCAUCGAAUCAUUGAGAUUAAUGGCACCAGUGUGGUUGCAACGGCACAUGAGAAGAUUGUCGAGAUGUUAUCAACAUCGGUCGGAGAGAUCCGCAUGAAGACGAUGCCGUUGUCGAUGUACAAGCUCCUAACGGGACAGGAACAGCCUGUUUAUAUCUGAGCCCAGAAAGACUCAAUCAAAUCAAUUAAUUGUAAAUAUCAGAUGAAAGAUAAACAAACAAACAAACAAUUGUUUAAAAGUACAAGAGACUACAUUAUAAAAGGUAUGUCGCUGUGCUGUUACUCCAAUAAUUGUACGAGAUAACAUUCCAUGAUGGCGUUGGACGUAGACGUUGGUGUUAUCGGUUCAUUAGAGAUAUACAUUGUAUCAACGGCUCCUUGGCAUCCUAUACAAGUGGAAGCCGUACAUGUAGCUUAC
Molecule: messenger RNA, 4306 nt
Organism: Asterias rubens (European starfish)
Lineage: Eukaryota; Metazoa; Echinodermata; Asteroidea; Forcipulatida; Asteriidae
Product: amyloid-beta A4 precursor protein-binding family A member 1-like
Exons: 10
Coding region: 2789-4048 (419 amino acids)
Biological process (GO): chemical synaptic transmission
Cellular component (GO): plasma membrane; cytoplasm; dendritic spine
Molecular function (GO): protein binding
Source: RefSeq, a predicted model, not a curated record